GGUGUUCCUCAAGAUUGAACGAACGGACUACAGGAGAGAGCGAGGGAGCGACAGAAAGAGAGAGAGAGACGUGCGCACUUGAGCUGGCGCUGUGUGGGAAAAUAGCGCACAGGGGCACAGGCGAGAGACUCGAGCUUAACCUGAGAUCCAGGGUCCAGCUGUGGAUGUCCAACAUCUUUUGCGCCUGGAGUUCGUUCAAACUUUUAUACGGGGACAUCAGGAGUACUGACAGAAGUAUUUGUUCCCGUUAGUGUAAAGAAAGCGUCACUGAAAGUGGUCCAUUCAACAUGGAAUUACCGGUUCUGGUUUUAGUGUUGGUGGUCCUGCCGUUCGGCACCAGCACUAAACUGAACGUGCCGCGCCUACGCCUGUCAUACAAAGAUCUGUUGGCCACAAACCGUACCUCCAUUUUUAAUGGUUUCAAUGGAGAUCUCCACUUGUCGGCUGUGUUUUUGGAUGAAUAUCACGACAGGCUUUUCCUGGGAGGGAAGGAUAUUCUCUACUCGCUGAGACUGGAUCACACGCAGGAUGCUAAAGAGAUCCAUUGGCCUUCGUUGCCUGAGAACCGUGAGGACUGCAUUCUCAAAGGGAAAGAUCCAGAGACGGAGUGUGCGAACUUUGUUCGGUUGCUGCAACCAUUUAACCGCACUCAUCUACUGGCCUGUGGAACUGGAGCUUUCCAGCCUGUGUGUGUGUAUGUGAACGUCGGACACCGCGGAGAGCACGUGUUCAGUUUGGAUCGUACCAUGGUGCAGAAUGGGAGGGGGAAAUGUCCCCAUGACCCCAAACUACCAUUUGCAAGCACCUUCGCAGGUGGAGAGCUAUACACUGGUCUGACUGCAGAUUUUUUGGGGAGAGACUCUGUGAUUUUGAGAGGUUUAGGGACUCGCUCGCCCAUGAGAACAGAGACGGAUCAGAAAAUCCUACACGAGCCCAGGUUUAUUGCGGCCCACCGCAUUCCUGACAGUGCAGACAAAGAUGACGAUAAAAUUUAUUUCUUCUUCACUGAAAGAGCAAAAGAGACCGCAGAGCGAGAUGACGAAGGAGCCAUACACACACGCAUUGGACGUUUGUGUGCGAAUGAUGUGGGUGGGCAGAGGGUUCUGGUAAAUAAGUGGAGCACAUUUAUUAAAGCCCGACUGGUGUGUUCCGUUCCUGGACCUCACGGCAUCCAAACACACUUUCACCAGCUGGAGGGUGUGUUUCUGUUAAGGACCAAAGAUGAAACCAAUCCAGAGAUCUACGCAAUAUUCAGCACCAUCAGUAAUGUGUUUCAGGGCUAUGCAGUGUGUGUGUACAGUAUGGCUGAUAUCCGUGAAGCAUUCAAUGGGCCAUUUGCUCACAAAGAAGGACCGGAUCAUCAGUGGGGACCUUACGAAGGGCGCGUCCCUUACCCGCGACCAGGAGUGUGCCCCAGUAAGAUCACGGCCCAGCCUGGUCGUGCCUUCCGUAGCACACUGGAGUUUCCAGACGCUGUUCUGCAAUUUGCACGAACACACCCACUAAUGUGGCGCCCCAUUUACCCAUCACAGCGACAACCGCUGCUGCUCCGCACCGGGGCCCCAUACAAGCUCACACACAUCACUGUAGACCGCACACAGGCCGAGGACGGAUACUAUGAUGUCAUGUUCAUCGGCACUGAUAUUGGGACUGUGCUAAAGGUUAUCGUACUUGGAAAUGGCAACUCUCUCGCCAACGAGGAAAUCACCCUGGAGGAAAUGCAGGUGUUCAAGGUACCCACUCCCAUAACCUCCAUGGACAUAUCUGUGAAAAGGCAAACUCUGUUCGUGGGUUCACAGACAGGUGUUGUCCAGGUGCCUCUACACCGAUGCAGUAUGUACGGCAAAGCUUGUGCCGAGUGCUGCCUGGCUCGAGAUCCAUACUGCGCCUGGGACGGACACACCUGCACACGCUACCUGCCAAACACAAAACGACGUUACCGUAGACAGGACAUCAAACAUGCAAACCCAGCACUGCAGUGCAUGGACCAAAACCUCAGCGUGGAGGAUCUGGAUCUGACUGAAGAACGGGUCAUUUACGGCACUGAGAACAAUAGCACCUUCCUGGAGUGCAUCCCUCGGUCGCCACAGGCCACUGUCACAUGGCACAUUCAGAGAGAUGACUUCUUAGAAGAGGUGGUACCAGAUGAACGUAUCAUUAAGACAGAUGACGGUUUGUUGUUCCGCCGUGUGCUCCGUCAGGACGAAGGCAUCUACGUGUGUCGAUCUCGGGAACACGCAUUCACACAAACCCUCUCACGCUUCUGGCUGGACGUCUUACAUGCCGAAACCCUUUUGGACCUCCUGUCACGUGACAGCAAAUACAAAGUGUGGUCACCGUGCACCGGCAACACAGCCUCUACCAAUCGCGGCCCAGCCAGGACGUGGUUCAAGGACGUUUUGCAGCUGAUCGGUCCUUCAAACCUGCCGCAGGUGGAGCAGUACUGCGAACGCGUUUGGUGUAAUGAGAAGCUGAGACGCAAACACAAAAGCAUGAUGGACAAAUAUCGGCAAGCGCAGGACUCAGCGCGGAGAGGACGUGUCCAAAAGAGCGUGGGGGAAUCCCGAAUCCGCUCUCCACGGGACCUCCAUACGCAAGAGUAAAACACAGACCCACAUGAAGCAAAAUGGACUUCCAAUGGAAAGUGGGUUGAUUUUUAGAUGCUCUCAUACACACAUAAACAUACUUGUUUUUGUUUGUGGUGAUGUAUAUUGUAGGUUUUGUGUCUAACAGUCUAAGUUCUCUCUGUGUUAAUUAGGGCAUUCUUGAGCGUCCUCUCCAAAAAGUUUCUGUGACCAUGGCAGCCGGCCCUCAUCACCUCACAGUAGACCGUGUCUAAUGUUAUAUGUCUCACUUAAGAACUCAGCAGCUGCAAAACCUUUUUACUGGAACAAAUGAGGGUAGACAGGAUGAAACUCACAGACUGGAGCGCUGCCCCUGCUAUAACAGGUGCCAAAAAACAUACAUUUAUUUCAGAUAUGUCUGGCUGUGAUACAACUGGGCAUAAUGCUCAGAGACUUUUCCUCAACUGAGAACUAUGGCGGCAUUCAACAAAACUCAGCUUGCCAGUACAUCAAGCUGUAAAGAAAUAAAAGUUUGGACUAAUUAGACUGUUUUCUGGUAAAUGAAUCAUAGCUUGACGACCGUUGAGAUUUCAACAGAACUGACUUUGUUCUUCAUCAGCUUGAAACACCACAUCGCGAUCGAGUUUUAGAACUUGGUUGGUUUUCAUUUUUUGUGAUGUAAAGUUUUGGUAACACUUUAUAGUAAGGUCCAAUUUGAUAGUAAAUGCAUUAGCUAACAUCAAACAAUGAAUUUGACAGCAUUUAUCAAUUAUUAUUUUUUUAAAGAGGACCACAGGUCUUAAGACUUCUAUAAUUUUUUAGACUUAAUAUAACAAAUGAUGUCUCCUACUGAAAUAUGUAGUAGAAAACUGAAAGAUUUACGUUAUUUUAAAAAAAUCCACAUUUUAUGCAGCACAACGCAGAAUACAUAACUUGUAAAAUAAAAUGCUGAUUCGAUGCCACAUUGUGUGGCUUUUGGUUGUAAUUCUCAGUUGAAGGUCAAGAGAAGUGAUGUAAGUCUUCACUGCUUUCCUAGAGAGAAGAAGAGGAGAAAAGAAUGGGAAGGUGCCUGUAGACGAAAAAAAAAUUCCUGAAAAAAGGCCAGAACCUUUGUUCUCUCCACUUUAGCCCUGAUGUCUUUGAGGCUUUUCCAAAUCAGUUAAAUAAUUGCAUUGGAAAAUGAUUCACUGUUUCGAAGUGCUCCAAUCAGAUCGCAAAUCAUUUUAUUCAAAUCGGGACUUCAAAUUGUAUAUUACGAAUCAGACUUUGGAGCGGGUUCACAAACUAUUUGAUUCAGAUAAGAACUUUGAUAGGAACUUAGGUUCACAAAUCAUUUUGUGAAUUAAAUGAUUCAUGAUCCGUGUUUCGAGUCCUGAUCUGGAAAUGAUGAUUCAUGAAUCAUUAUUCAGAUCAGGACUUCAGAGCACGGAUCACGAAUCAUUUGAUUUAGAUUGGAACUCCAGAGCGGGACUUCAGAGCACAGAUUGCAAAUUAUUUGAUUUAGAUAUUCAGAUCGGGACUUCGGAGCAUGGAUCACGAAUCAUUUGUUUUAAAUAUUCAGAUCAGGACUUCGGAGCAUGGGUCGUGAUUCAUUUCUAUAGGAUAUUCAAAUCGGGACUGAUUUAUGAAUCAUUAUUCAGCUCGGGGACUUUGGAGCAUGGAUUGCAAAUCAUUUGAUUUGGAUCGGAACUACAGAGCGGAUUCACAAAUCUUUUGAUUCAUAUCAGGAUAUGAAUCGUGGAAUGCAAAUCAUUGAAUUUAGAUAUUCAGAUCGGGACUUCGAAGUGUGGAUGGCGAUGGAUCACGAAUCAUUUGAUUUAGAUCGGAACAUCAGAGUGGAUUUGUUAAUCUCCUGAUUCCGAUCGAGACAUCAGAGCGCGGAUCUCCAUCUUUUUUCAAAUUUGAAAGAUAAGUCAUUGUUUGACAAGUGAGACCUUUGUUUGACGUCCUUGAAAAUCAAAAAAAGUAGUAUUUGAACAGUCCUUCAUUCCCUGUGGAGAAAACGGAUGGCACAUCACCACCUAUAAGCUGUUUCAGUAGCUGUGGUCUUAUAUUCUGAGUUGUGUUGUGGUAAAAAUAGCAAAAGGUAGCGCCAGUAGCUCAUGAGUGCAACCGUUUCAUGUCAUCUAAAUAAUGGCACCCCCCCAGUCCAAAAUAUGUAUAAAACAAUGUGUAUUUUUUAAAUAAUGUAAAUCUACUAUGGGUUUUCUACUACUUAUUUCAGAAGGAGACAUCAUUUAAGUUAGAUUAAGCCAUGCAGGUCUUAAUACCUAGGGUUCAGUUUACUUAUGAACAUGAAUUACCAAUGAACAAUAGUAUAUUUAGAAAUGAACUAAAACUAGCGCUACAUACCACACCACAGACUUGCACUUUCUUUUUUCACAGAAACGCAAAUGGCACCAUGAAAAUUACCUCAGAGACUUUUAAUAUUAAUAUUACUGCGCUAUAAGUGUGGCAUACUUAUCACUCACAAACUGAACCUUACUAUAAAGUAUUUCCAAGUCUAAAUCAUAUAGCAAACUUUAACAGAUGAUGUUUUACUACUCAUCCUAGCAAACGCUGUUCAGCAGCUGCAGUAGCCCUGCUAUGAACAUCUGUGUCCUUUCUCGCUGUUCACUUACUCAAGUUUACUUGUGUUCUUUGUACAUCUAGACUAAAAACUCCUGCAUCACUUGAACCAUUUAUUUAUUUAUAGUUAGAAAGGUCUGGAAAAAAAUACUGCUUUCUCUGAAAACAUUGCUGUACAAAUCUUUUCCUGGAGAGAAACCGCUUGGCUGCAAACUUUCUCUGGUGUCUUUUCAGAACUUAAGGGGGAAAAAUCAUCAAACCGCUGGAGCAAAUCAAGCAAAAGAAACAAACUCACGUAUAAUGCCCUGACAGGACUGACUGCAUAGACUAGUUGCACUGAAACUGCUUUUUGUGAAUGGGUACAGCAGCACUGCUCUGAUUUGAAUCGCAUGUGUCAUUAAAACAAUAAUCUGAAAGGAGUUCUGUACUUCCAGUAACAUCAACAACACAAUUUCUCUUUUUAAACUCUCUUUAAAUCAGUUGAUUUUAGCUCAUUUUCUCUGUAGAUAAAAUACACACAGGACAAAUGCAGUGUUUUAACUAGUGUGUCUGAUAUAUUUAUAUGUUAUUUAAAAGUGAUUCUUGCAUGCAGAAAACUCAGACCUGUGUUUGGUUCAGUGAUACAUAAAUAAAAACAUUUCACAGAGUGUUUUAUGGGUUUGUGUUUCACAUCAGGUCCGUGGAGAGCGAUUAGGUCAGCUCCGAGCGACCCCCUCUUAGAGGGACCGAGGGGUUGGGUGUGACCGUUCAGCAUUACAGAUGUUCCUUUUAUGUUCUCCAAAGUGUGCUGGUUUAUCAUGUUGAACUGAAACGGUCUUUUUCUCCUGAGAUUGUCUUUGUCAGUGCUCAAUUUAUAAAUGAGUCCAUUUAAGUGAGGUCAUACGUUAGUGUCAUUAGUCAGUACGAGGCUCGACGUUAAGAACAAGCGCCUGUGCUGUGAUAUAUAUCGCUGCUGGAAAACAGACCACAGUAAAAGAGCUAUAAAAAUCAGUCAAGACAUUCAUAAACCAGACCCGGCCAGAACCGAAACACCAGCUAAAUGAGGCCCAAAUGUGCGUUUAUAUGUUAUGUAGUUAGCAGGUGGAUACGGUUGCAUCAUAUAACUGUCAAAUUGUGCCAUGGUUUAGCUCUCAGUGUUAAAAAGCUAAUUGCUAUGUCAAACAUUACUGUUUAUAUUGCUAUUUGUUCUAGACCCCUGAAAUGAAGUAGUAAACUUUGUCACAUAACUCGUGUUACCGUUGGUGCAACAGACAUGAAUCAAUCGGAACACAUUAGCAACAGCCUAGGACUGUAAUUUUCAACCAGGAGACUGGGGCCCACUAGGGGGCCUUAGCAAACUUCCAAGGAGGCUCAAGAUGACUUAAAAUGAUUUAAAAUAAGAACGAAAAGCAAUAAAAGGAACCCAAACAACUAAAAAUCACAAUAUGUGUGACCCUGGACCACAAAACAAGUUGUAAAUAAUGCAGGUAUAUUUGUAGCAAUAGCCAACAAUACAUUAUAUGGGGUUGUAUGGGACAUGCAAUUUUCUUACAGUUAGUCCACAAGUUCUGACGCGUAUCUUUCUUAUUGAACUCGUUUACUCACGACUCGGAAGUCCAUGAAUCCCUUUUGUUUCUUCGUUUAUUUUCAACAUCAAAUGUUCAACACUUCUUACAGUCUUCCUGCAUAAAUCCACUAGGGUUACAACAACUUAUUUGCUGUAUCUUGACGAACUGUGAUUUCAGUUAUGACUGUUUUUGAUUACGGUCAAAAGCUUGUGUUCUCCAAAACUUGCACAUCUAAAUAACUUCUCCCAUGCGUCAAUAAUCAUGCAACUACGCAAUUACGGAAUGACAUCACUAGACGCGCAGAAAAAACUAAUAUGAACUGAAAAAUAUACAGCAUAAUACAACACAGAUUAUGAUAAUCAUAAAUGAAAGUUUAAAUAAUGAAUUACGAUAUAUGGCUCUUACAGGGUCAAAAUGAUCAAUUUUUCUUUUAUGCCAAAAAUCAUUAGGAUAUUAAGUAAAGCUCAUGUUCCAUGAAGAUAUUUAGUAAAUUUCCUACUGUAAAUAUAUCAAAACUUAUUUUUUAUUAGUAAUAUACAUUGUGAAGAACUUAAUUUGAUUUGGACAACUUUAAAGGUGAUUUUCUCAAUAUUUUGACUUUUUUUGCACCCUCGGAUUUCAGAUUUUCAACUAGUUGUAUCUCGGCCACAUAUAUCCUGCCCUAACAAACCACACAUCAAUGGAAAGCUUAUUUAUUCCGCUUUAAGAUAUACAAUUUUGACUGGUUUUGUGGUCCAGGGUCACAUUUUAAAUUUACCUCAACUUUUAUUUGUCCUUAUGGAGAGAAAAAAAAAAAAAAAAAAAAAAACCCUGCAUAUAUGAGGAAGCCUAUUUUUUCUACUUAUCCCAAGCUCUAAAAUGAUUAUUGGCUGGACACUGUGAUUAAAUCUUAUCUUCUAUACUCAUUAUGAAACAAGACAUAUCAAUUCAUUGGUAAAUGAGAGUGGGAUAUAUUUAAAGGUAUUUUAACUUCACUUUGGCUUCAUUUUGAGUGGAUCCGCUGGUGUUUGGCUGCAUGGGAAUCAUUUCACUUUGGCAGUAGCAUAAAGUGAAAACAUAAAUUUUAUUUCCUUCAUGUGUUUGAAACACAGCCAGUUUAUUGUUACAAUAACCUUUUAGGAUUCUUUCAACUUUAGAAGGGAAGGGAGUCAAACAAUUACCUCUUUAUGUCUUUCUACAAAAUACUUUAAUAGCAAUGUGGAUGUAAUAGGUCAGAAAGUGAAUAAAUGUCUGACAGGCAUGCACAUUGGAAAGACAGUAAUAAUUACAUCCGUUGAUA
Messenger RNA from Labeo rohita (rohu), 7958 nucleotides. It is a transcript of the gene sema3g, whose product is annotated as sema domain, immunoglobulin domain (Ig), short basic domain, secreted, (semaphorin) 3bl. Gene Ontology annotation, biological process: axon guidance; positive regulation of cell migration; negative chemotaxis. The coding region runs from base 288 to 2603 and encodes 771 amino acids. NCBI's taxonomy places the organism in Eukaryota, Metazoa, Chordata, Actinopteri, Cypriniformes, Cyprinidae. Gene Ontology annotation, molecular function: chemorepellent activity; semaphorin receptor binding. The record is from RefSeq and is a predicted model, not a curated record. The transcript has 15 exons.